Closterium sp. Yama58-4 is the source of this 2040-nucleotide messenger RNA. Lineage: Eukaryota; Viridiplantae; Streptophyta; Zygnematophyceae; Desmidiales; Closteriaceae. The record is from the annotation of a GenBank genome assembly.
AUGUGCUUCGUUGGCUGGCUUGCUGCAUGUAGGGUACUCGUGGUUGGAGCUGCGCCCAUUGACGGGACGGAAACACCAGCUGCGCAUUCACUGUGCCUUGGCACUUGGGUGCCCGAUACAAGGCGACAUGACAUGGACGGUAUCGUGGAUUCGUGGAAGCUUCCAUCGCCAGUCGCAUCCAUGUCCACGUCAGACCCUUCUUUCCAGCUCAUUGACUGUCACGCGCACACGUACCCUUCUCAGUUCCCUCACACCGACUUCCUCCCUCUCCUCCGCCGCGCUGCUGCUGCGUGCGUCUCCCACAUCGUCACGGUUCCGGAAACCCUAGCAGACGCUCACGAGAUCCUGGCUCUGGCGCAAUCCCAUCCGCUCAUCUUCCCCGCAGAAUGCGCACCUGGAAUCUCGCACCCAGCGAACCAAUCCGAACCUUCUGCCUCGGCUCGGCGCAGCUCGGACAUUUUCGGAUUGAGAAUUGCUCCUGCCAUCGGGCUGCACCCAGUCCAGCCAAAACCCUGUCCGCCUGACGUGGACACGACGUCAGCAGGCUGUAACGAAGCGUCAGCCUCAGCAUUAUCUCACUCUGUCCAGUUGUGCGAGCUGGAGCCAGUGUUGGAUCUCAUUCGAUCCAAGGCGGAAUGUGGCCUGCAGGGAAGGACAGGAAACACAGUGCAUGAAAUGGAAGGUGACAACGUUUCAGUAGACACAGUGGAGGAGGGUUCAAAAACCACGGUGCCUUUGUCAGAGGAACUCAAGAGCGUGCAGAGGGAGGUGUUUCGGCGCCAGCUUUCUUUAUCAGCAGAGCUGGGUUUGCCAGUCAAUGUCCAUUCCCGCAGCGCGGGACACCAUGCCAUAGAGGAGAUUGUCCAAUCAGGACUUCCUGCCACGUCAGCAGCUUUGAUGCAUGCGUUUGAUGGGCGGUUGGUGCAUGCGCAACGGGCUGAACGGCAUGGUGGAUUCUUCUUUUCUGUGCCACCCUCUAUUGUCCGGUCGCCACAAAAACAGAAACUCGUGAAGGGCCUUCCACUUUCGUGCCUUGUGCUGGAGACGGACUCUCCUGCACUUGCUCCUGAAAAGGGUGCCACCAAUGAGCCGUGCAAUAUUGUGGUAUCGUGUAGGGAAAUAGCUCGCAUCCAUGGCGUGACUGUUGCUGAAGUGGCCAAGACCACAUCUUUCCUUCGUCUCCUGAUUUCAGAGGCUCCUCUAGCAUCCUCUGAUUUUUUAUCAGCUUCACAUCUCCCAAUGGCUGCCGUCACUCUUUCACAGACAGCGACGGCCUCGUGCCGUGCCACUUUCAGCUCAGUGAAGCUUGAGUCGAAGGUCAAGAGGUCCGUCAGCCUCGCCGUGCAGCCCGCCUUUGCCUGGAAGUCUGCUGGCGUGGCUUCGACCGCCUCGUUCAAGGGAGUCGGCUCGGUUGUCGUCAGAGCGGUCGCGGAGGAUGUGCAGGGUGGCGGAAACUACGGUGCUCCUCGCGAGAUUCCAGGCACCAAGAUCUAUGUCGGCAACUUGCCGUUCAACGUCGACAGCGAGUCGCUCGCUGAGAUCUUCCAGGAGGCUGGCAUCGUGGAGCUUGUGGAGGUAAUUUACGACAGGGAGUCUGGUCGCAGCAGGGGUUUCGGGUUCGUUACGAUGAGCACCCCUGAGGAUGCUCAGGCUGCCAUUGAGAAGUUUGACGGCUCGGAACUCGGCGGCCGCAUGCUCAAGGUCAACAUGCCCGUUCCCCGUGGCGAGCGCGAGAGGGGUGCACGCAACGAGAGGCCACGUGGCGACAGGCCGCGUUUCGGCGGUAACCAGAGCAACAAGCUUUACGUCGGCAACCUGUCGUGGGGCAUGGACGACAUGGCUCUGGAGGAUCUGUUCGCGGAGUUCGGCAAGGUGCUCGAGGCCAAGGUCGUCCUGGAUCGCGACUCCGGCAGGUCCCGAGGGUUCGGCUUCGUGACCCUGUCGAGCGAGUCGGAAGUGCAGGAGGCGAUCUCGAACCUCGAUGGAGCUGACGUUGACGGCAGACAACUGCGGGUCAAUGUCGCUGCUCCCAAGCAGUAG